AUGUUGCAAAUUCAGGUCCCCAUUAUUAAAAUGGCUUUACAUCCACCUUAUGAAGGACUCGAACUAGAUGUUAAUGUUAACAAUAUCGCCGGUAUUUACAAUUCUCAUCUCAUCCAUCAUUAUUCACUACUAGAUCAGCGAUUCCCUGCUGUAUGUCUUUUAGUGAAGCAUUGGGCAAUAACUAAUGGAAUUGGUGAUGCUUCAACCGGAUCAUUUAAUAGUUUGUUAUAUAUCGUCUUACAGUAUCUCUAUCCUGAUAAGUUCGGAUGUAUGCCUCCACUUAGCGAACUGAACCUUUUUCAAACAUUGGAGCGUUUACCACCAAGGAAGCAGAACAAUCAGUCAAUUGGAGAACUCUUGAUUGGAUUCUUCCACUACUACGCUGCCUUUGAUUUCGAAAAUGUCGCAAUAUCAAUGCGAGAUGCUUGUGUGUUUUCGAGGGCAAACAUGACGCCGGAGGCAUUCAUCUAUCGUGUUUUCAUUGAAGAACCAUUUGACGGAAAAAAUACUGCCAGGUUUUCCUUUUCUUUUUGUAGUUGUAGUUUACACUUCUCUAGAAAUUAA
Messenger RNA from Angiostrongylus costaricensis, 564 nucleotides. The record is from the annotation of a GenBank genome assembly. Lineage: Eukaryota; Metazoa; Nematoda; Chromadorea; Rhabditida; Metastrongylidae.